Molecule: messenger RNA, 2538 nt
Organism: Clarias gariepinus (North African catfish)
Lineage: Eukaryota; Metazoa; Chordata; Actinopteri; Siluriformes; Clariidae
Gene: garem2
Product: GRB2 associated, regulator of MAPK1-like
Exons: 6
Coding region: 133-2523 (796 amino acids)
Source: RefSeq, a predicted model, not a curated record
UGCUGCGCGCGCGGCGAGACCCGGCGCCGCUUCUUCUGUCUGCAGGACGCGCAGGAGGAGGACAGCGCGCGCGCGCCCCCGCCACCGGAACCCUCGCUCCGCGCGCGUGCCCGGUGAGAGGAUGCCGGAGAGAUGGAGAAACUGUCCGCGAGCAUCUCGGAGCUCUCGUGGAGCGCAGUGUCGCUGCCCCUGGACGCCGUGGUGGGGAAGUUCCGCCUGCCCACUCUGGUGAAGCUCAGCGCCGGUGAGAAUGUUGAAGGGUUGUCCGAGGAGGAUGUUGUCUUGUUACACUCAUGCCGGCAGUGGACAACAGUCACCGCCCACUCUCUUGAGGAGGGACAUUACGUCAUUGGACCCAAGAUUGACAUCCCGCUGCCAUAUCAGGGGAAGUUUAAGUUGCUGGAUCAAGACCGGGAUGUCCGGGAGCCGGUUCAGUACUUCGCGAGCGUGGAGGAAAUUGCUGGAACUUUCCCCGAUCGAGUGUUUGUCAUGGAGCCGAUCACUUUCAGCAUGAAGGUGGUGUCGGGUGAAUUCAGUGAGGACAGCGAGGUGUAUAACUUUUCCCUCCAGGCUGGAGAUGAGCUGACUCCAAUGGGCCGGGCUGAGCUGCUCUGUGUCCAGUCUGCUCGUGAGAAGUCACGCCUGGCCGCGUUGUUGCGCCGGCUGGGCAGAGUGGGCGGGCCUUCAGGACGCCCCAUUCGCACCAAGCUGCCCUGUCUGAUCUGCCUGAACCAGCGGACACGUGAGAGCGUCCGUCUGCCUCUGCAGUGCCGGGGCCGUUUCUGCACUCGCUCACCCCUGGAGCUGCGCAUGCAGGCGGGCGAACACACUCUGCGCACUAUCAUCGAACGUGUGCGGCUGCCUGUCAAUGUGGCUGUACCACCACAUCCACCACCUCCGCCUCGCAGCCGCUACGACCAGCACACCAUCCGCCAGGGCCAGCGCUACAAGCUGCUCGCCAUUGUUAGUCGGACAGUGGUGCUCUGCUGUGUCCUGCGCAAACAGGAAGUGACGCCUUCUCACUUCCUUUUGCUUAAUGAUAUGCCGCGCUUCACUCUACCUGACGGCUUGUUACGCGACGAUCCUGUUUACCAGCGGGCGGUGCUCCUGAGCGCACUGCGUUGCCAGGAGACCUUCGACCCAGACGAUUAUUCCAGAGCUGUGCGGGAGGUAAAGGUGGACCUGACAGAGGAGUGUGUGAGCCCGCGCAGGAUACGAGUGUAUCCCAUAUUCUCACCUCAGAGACUCUCAUUGUGCGUGUAUGGGGGUGGGGCCAUCACACCAACAACCACGCCAGGCUGCAGGGACUCGCUCGGAGACACACAAACUCCUCCUGGUGGUGAGGGAGAGAGGGAGGACACAGGGGAGGGGGAAGAGCGAGAGUACGUCACCCCUGAUUGGCCUGUAGAGACACAGGAAAUUCCUUACGAAGAACUUUGGACCAAUCAGAGUGGAGGAAGCUAUGCAGAGGUCCCGGAAAGUACCGUGAAGGCUGAGCACAACCUUAUAUCCUUCCAUUCCACCUCAUCAUUGGAUGGUACAGUAGGCUCCACCCAUGUUGCUAUGGUGCAGAUGGAAGCAGGACGAGUGUCGACUCCACCCCCUGUCCCCCCCAAAUCAGAAGCUGUGAAGGAGGAGUGUCGGUUUUUAAACGCUCCUCCGGUUCCACCCCGCUGCGCUCAUGUUGGAGGCCCCAACCCCAGUCCUCCAGUUCCACCCCGCUUCCCUAAAGCUUCGGCUACAAGCACACGCAGUCCAAAUGUGUCCUUUUACUCCUCAGGCCUGCCGGAUAGCUCUGCUCCUCGUAGUGGCAGUAAUUCUCCCUCUCCAGACUCCUACUCUCUGUACUGUUACCCAUGCACAUGGGCUGACUGUGUAACCUCUGACCCCUCCGCAUCACCUGACCCUAACCAGCCCGCCCAGGCGUGCUGGUCUCACCCCCGAAGUGGUGGAGUUUUUACUUCUAACAUUCUAAACACACCUUUACUUAGCACAGACACUGCACACAAAAACUACUCCACCUGUCCCCGACCACGCCCAGCUGCACAGAACCGCUUUGCCCCAUUUGGAGCUCUGAACCCUUUUGCCAAUCCAGGACACGCCUCCUCUGAUUGGCUUGCCACGGGCCGGAAAUCCCCCAAUCUCAUGCCUGAUGUCACUAGCGCCACACCUCAGGAGUCUCAAGCCAAUCAGGAAGCAAGUCCAGUUCCUCCACCCAGACCACAAAAAAGCUUAGAAGAGGAAACAUCAGUGUCUUCCACGGUGAGGGGUGCGGAAGGUGGAGCCAGCCUAUCAUGGCGACCCCCAGUGGACCUGUGCUGGCUCUCGGUGGAGGAGGUGUCAUCCUGCCUACGAUUUAUCGGGCUGUCGGACGAUGUGAUUGGCCUGUUCAGCAGAGAGAGGAUUGACGGUUCAAUAUUCACCCAACUCACAGAAGAAAUCCUGUCUGAAGACUUCAGCCUUACCAAACUGCAGGUCAAAAAGAUAAUGCAGUUCAUCAAGGGUUGGAGACCCAAGAUAUAAGACACACACACACAC